Messenger RNA from Phytophthora sojae, 1152 nucleotides. RefSeq lists its product as hypothetical. The coding region runs from base 1 to 1152 and encodes 383 amino acids. Gene Ontology annotation, biological process: protein phosphorylation. Gene Ontology annotation, molecular function: protein tyrosine kinase activity; ATP binding. The transcript is spliced from 3 exons. The record is from RefSeq and is a predicted model, not a curated record. NCBI's taxonomy places the organism in Eukaryota, Oomycota, Peronosporomycetes, Peronosporales, Peronosporaceae.
AUGAGUGUGAUCCUGGAUAUGCUGGUUCCUACGAUCGACAUUUUUGACGAGCUCGUGAAAAUGAAGAGCAAUGGGCAACUCCCGUCGAACGACGCACUCGACAAGUACAAGGCUGUAGCGACGAAGUACCUCCAGUACUUGGUGCACUAUCGCAAUCAAGGUCUGAUCACUCGUGUGGUCAAGCACCAAGCGAUGAUGGACGAGUUGCAUCUGAUCAACGAAGACAUCGACAUGCUGUUCAAGAUGCUCAGCCUCGUCAGUACGGCUGCCAUGAUGGAGUGGAAGGAGUGGGAAAGCGACCAGCGUGUGCAAAGGGAAAUGCUCACGUCCUCGGUGAAAAACACCGCGAAACAAUCGGAGCAGAGCAAAGAGAUGUCGCAGGUGAUGAAGUCGGCCAUGACGACGGUGAUUCGAGCCUCUGCUGUGACGGUCGAAAAGCUGCCACCGUGGUUUCUGCCAUCAAGCGAGCUGAAGAUUGACGCGGGACCUUUUGCUCGAGGACCGUUUGGGUCCGUUCACUGUGGUGUGUGGGGACCCGGCACCAAAGUGGUGGUGAAGUGUUUUCCGGUGGAGAAUAUUGUCGCUGAUGAGCGUGCUAAGCAGACAAUUGAAGCAGAAAUGAAUCUGUGGUACCAGUUCAACCACCCCAAUGUCGUCAAGAUGUUUGGAGCCUCGCACGUUAGUUCACCGCCUUUCAUCGUGUGUGAAGAUGCCACUAACGGAGACCUCAGCGCGUUCCUCGGUCAAUCUGAGGACAACAAACGACGAAUGUGGAGACUGUUGUACGAGGCUGCGCUUGGGCUGGAUUACCUUCAUAAGAAGAGUGUUGUGCACGGCGAUCUUAAGCUCAACAACAUUCUUGUGGGAGCAGACGGCCAGGCAAAGCUGUCCGAUUUCGGAAUGAAUGCAGUGAAAUCAUCCUCCGUAGCGAUAUCCAAGACAGAAGGAGCGGAAUCCUACACGUUAGCUGGAUUGCGUUGGCGGGCUCCGGAAUGCCUGACUAAACGACCGACGUUUGCUUCGGACGUGUAUUCGUUCGCCAUGUGCAUCAUUGAAGCGGUACAGGACGAGCUACCUUUCGAAUUUCUUGACGACCCAACUAUUUACGAGAAAGUCAAGAACGGUGUCAUCCCCGACCGUGGAAAAAGUUGA